Molecule: messenger RNA, 1563 nt
Organism: Solanum dulcamara
Lineage: Eukaryota; Viridiplantae; Streptophyta; Magnoliopsida; Solanales; Solanaceae
Product: cytochrome b561 and DOMON domain-containing protein At3g25290-like
Exons: 3
Coding region: 178-1323 (381 amino acids)
Source: RefSeq, a predicted model, not a curated record
UAUGAGUACACUUGUAGGGUUAAAAAACCAUAUUCCUGGAAAAACAUUUAUAACCUUCCAAAUUUGGACGUUCCCAUACACUCCUCCUCCUAGCUGUAUCUGAAUAUAUAUUUCCGACAAUCGCCGGAUUCUUUUCGUUACGAAAGUCCGACGGACAACUCUAAAUCUCCGCCCCCGAUGUCGUCGCCGGUCAUUUCCUUUGCCGUUUUUCUUGUCAUUGCUUCUCUAAUCUCCCCAUCACUGUCCCAAACAUGUUCGUCACAGAAAUUUACCAACAACAAGGUUUACGCUCGUUGUAGCGAUCUUCCGGCACUCAAAUCAUUCCUUCAUUGGACAUAUGAUGCUGCCAAUUCCACUCUUUCUAUCGCGUUCGUUGCACCUCCGGACAAACCUGACGGAUGGAUUGCGUGGGCUAUUAAUCCCAACGCUGCCGGUAUGGUUGGGGCGCAAACUUUGUUUGCAUUCAAGAAUUCCAAAGGCGAAAUGGUGGUUAAGCCUAACGAUAUUUCGAGUUAUUCUUCUAUUAAGGAGUCAUCAAAAUUGUGGUUCGAUGUUAAAGAGGCAGCGGCGGAGUUCUCCGGCGGAUUGAUGCGGUUGUUUGCGACUCUUGUGCUACCGGAAAAGUCGAAAACGACGUUGAAUCAUGUGUGGCAGGUGGGACCCUCUGUUACCGAUGGUUUUCCCACAAAACAUGGUUUUCAGCCAGCUAAUCUGAACUCGAAAGGUACUCUUGAUUUGUUGAGUGGAGAAAGCAAAACCGGCGCUUCUGGUGAUUCUGGGGUCAAUAGAAAAAAUAUCCAUGGAAUCCUUAAUGCUAUUACUUGGGGAUUUCUGUUUCCAGUUGGCAUUAUCAUUGCGAGGUACAUGAGAACUUUCCAGUCUGCUGAUCCGGCAUGGUUUUAUCUUCAUGUUUCCUGCCAAUGUUCUGCUUAUGUUAUUGGAGUUGCUGGCUGGGCAACUGGUCUUAAGCUUGGAAUUGAAUCAAAGGGUAUCACAUAUGAUGUCCAUCGUAAUAUUGGGAUUGCACUUUUCUGUCUUGCAACAAUUCAGGUUUUUGCCUUGUUGUUGAGGCCGAAGAAGGACCAUAAGUACAGAUUUUACUGGAAUAUCUACCAUCACGGAGUUGGCUAUACAAUGCUUAUCCUCAGCUUGAUUAAUGUAUUCAAAGGUCUUGACAUACUAGAUCCAGCGACAAAGUGGAGGUCUGCAUAUAUUGGCAUAUUAGUUGUCUUAGGAGCAAUUGCCCUAGUUUUGGAAGUGAUUACCUGGAUUGUUGUGUUAAAGAGGAAAUCUAACAAAUCAACCAAACCAUAUGAUGGUUGAUUUUCUCGACAGGGACACGGGAGGCCACAAACUUUGACAUUCAUGAUCAGUUGCUAUUGUUAUCACUGUCUAAAUCAGUCUAUAUAUAUAAAUAUUUAUAAAUUAGAAUUUUCUUGGAGCAGUUCUUUUAUUAUUAUACCUAGCUCUUCUGUUUUCCUCAUGAUACAAUGACUUAGAAAGAUAUGUUGUGUAUAAAUACGUGACUUGAUCACUUCAGUUGCAGAACAUUUGAUCACUUCA